Molecule: messenger RNA, 1890 nt
Organism: Syngnathus typhle (broad-nosed pipefish)
Lineage: Eukaryota; Metazoa; Chordata; Actinopteri; Syngnathiformes; Syngnathidae
Gene: cmtm6
Product: CKLF-like MARVEL transmembrane domain containing 6
Exons: 5
Coding region: 174-752 (192 amino acids)
Cellular component (GO): membrane
Source: RefSeq, a predicted model, not a curated record
AUUGUUACGAUGAAACGUACCGGAAGUUGUGUUUGUGUUUCCGAUAGUUUCACUUUCAGCUUUGCGUCAAGUAAAAGACACGGAAGUUCACUUCUCGUACGUUUUUUUGUGGAAGACGGCAGGACCACUUGUUUCCCACCAAGAAACCUUGUGUGUCAGCUCUCAGCUUCAUCAUGGCCGCAGAAGAAGUUUAUUCCCCAACAACGGUGCCAAACCCGAACGCCGUCUGUUGUCUGGUGCCGUCCCAAUACCUGGACCGAGUACGCUUCAUCGUCAAGGUCUUGGAAGUGCUGCUGUCACUGGUGGCGUUCAUCCUGGAGGAGGUGGUGUCCGUCUGCAUCAACUGCACAGCUCUGGAGUUCUUUGAGUUUGUCAGCUGCACGUCGUUCCUCUUCACCACGCUGCUCCUCAUCCUCCUCUCCACCACGCUGCACCGCAGGGUGGCCAUCACCUGCUGGUCCAGUCUGGACUUUGCGUACACGUUUCUGAUCGCCAUUUUUUUCUUCAUCGCCUCCACGACGUUUGCCGCCAUCAACGGCGGCACUUCUCUGGAGAAAAGCGCUGUGGCGUUUGGCUUCCUGGCGUCCUUUGCGUUCAUGGUCGACCUUUUCCUAUUUUGGAGGACGUACCAGCUUCCCUUUGGCAAAGGGAAGAAGGCGCAGCCGACGAACGGCAUCCCACCGGCAGAAAGGGACCAGGAGGCUCAGGCGGAAACAACAAAACUCAACAGGGACGCCACAGUAGUAGAGUGAUUUUUUUUUUUUUGUUUCUGUGCUCUGUGGGCGCCAUGAAAGGUCAAACAUUUGACACUUUAGGAGGCGCUCACGUCUCCCACUUGCUGGCCUGAUUUCCGCUCUUUGUACUACUGAGGCCAGACACUCAGGAAAUAAACAAUCGCCUUUCCACUCAAAGGAGACAUAUGUUUUUUAAUUCACAAUUCAAACUAGCCUCCGGUUGUCUUAGAAAGUUUUUCGAAUGAUGGAUGUAUGGAUGCCAGUAGGGCUGGAAAGAGUGUACCAACACUGCAGCUCUGCUUAUCUUUUGAUGAUGGUGGGGGCGGUGUCAUAGUCACAUCUUCAGGAAAUAGAUAAAAGAUUUACUCGGUUGAUUAAUUACAAUCUUGAUUGCUGGUCAGGCACUGCACACACACAAAAAAAUAUUUGCAUACGUGAUGUAAUCAAUUGUCCAUAAUAUGUCCCCUUUAAGCAAGUUUGUAAAUAUUCUGAAGUUAGUUUAUAGGAACGGAAAAGGUGAUGUACUUUAUUUUUUGUUCUUGUUGUUUACUGUCGUCAUGCAAUCAAACAUCGCCAUUUUUGUUUUUUUUAAUAAUAUUAACCUCUAGGAAAAACUAAACUCCAUUUUGUGUUACUAACAGUCGAUUACAGAAUAUUGUUUUUUUUUUCCCUAAAGCUUUCUGUGAUGCUUUGUUUAGAUGAAAUGUUAGAAACUUUGCUUACACUUUUAAAACUUGAAGCUUUCUGUCAAAAUGCCUUAAUCUUUUGUGCUAUACAGUCAUAAUGCAAAAUGAAAGUUGAAGCAUGAAUGUUUAAAUUUUCUUUUUCCACCCACUCUUUUUACCCUCUUGGCCACCACCCAAAUGGUAAAUGAGUAGUAAAUAUUGUAUUUGCAAGCAUUUUUUAUUAGUUCCAUGUCUCAGGUGUCCACUCUUGGUUGAUUCUGACAAAUAUAUACCUGUUAACAUUGAAUUGUAUGCCCAGAAAAUUAUGCAGACCGAAACAGCUUAAUCAAAAGUGUUUUUAAACUAAAACCCAAUUUUAUUUUUAAAGCUAAUAUUGCAGACAUGUAUUAGAUAAAAUGACAGCUCACUUUAUUCUAUUUUUAUAGCAUUGAUCUUUGCAGAUGUCUGUCAUAAUAAAAAUGUCUACUAUU